CCGCGGCUGUAAAGCGCGAACGGGGUUGACAUUGGAGCCUGCAUGGGAAUGGGAGAAGAGGAGGGGAUAAGAGAGGCUGCUCAGUCCAGCAGCACCGUGUCCUGAAGAGACAUCAUCAUCAUCAUCAUCAUUAUCAUCAUCAUCAUCAUUCUCAUCAUCCUCAGCAGCAGUAGUGCGGGAUGCAUCGUCCUGAUUCCACACACUGAUACCCAAACGGAGUUGUGUCCACAGCAGGGACAUCCGACCUGGAGAAAACGUCAACGCUGGAAAUACACGCAGCAGCGAUUAUUUAGCUGUCGUUAUUUUAUUUUAUUUUUUUAAUGGACAACAUGACUCUAAUAGUUCCUAUUUAAGUUAUUUUUUACUUGAAUGCUAUCAUUAUAGAUGCGUUUAGUAUAAUAACUUGGGAAGCUCAUACUGCACGGACUCGAUUGUUUUUUUUUGUUUCGUUUUGUUGUUGCUUUUUUCCUAUUAAGUGCACUUAAGUCUUUCUCACUGAGCAGUAAAUUGACCGCUGUCGGUUCGGGCUCGUCUCAAACCUACUUUUUUUUCUGCCUGCGCCGUUUUUGUUUUUUGUUUUUUUUGUUUUUUUUCGUGUGCUGAGGCGUCCUUCAUAUUUCGGAUUUUCCUCCUCUGCUCCUAAGCAGAAUUUACAGGCUACUGAUCGCAUCCUCGUCCUGUGAUCCAUCCUUUGGAUGUCCAAGAAGAUCGACCUUUUCAGGGAGAGGACCUUGUCCAUUUCCACUGGGAGACCCUAAGCUGUUAUCUCUUCAAAUCACACGCUAAUUUGGUCUGCCAACUUUUAUCUACGAGGUCAACAAUGAGAUUAAUUCCGUCACGAUUAAGUUAUCUGUUCCUUCACCUCUUUGCGUUUUGCUACUAUGCUCAGGUAACCAUUCAGUCCCCGCCUAAUUUUACACAGCAUGUGAAUGAGCAGAGUAGGGUGACGGACCGGGUCAGCCGCAGACUCAUCCGGACCUACCAGCUUUACAGCAGAACCAGCGGCAAGCAUGUACAGGUCCUGGCCAACAAAAAAAUCAACGCCAUGGCCGAGGACGGAGAUGUGCACGCAAAACUCAUUGUGGAGACAGACACAUUCGGCAGUCGAGUUCGAAUUAAAGGAGCUGAGACAGGAUUCUACAUCUGCAUGAACAGGAGAGGAAAGUUGAUUGGCAAGAGAAAUGGUCAGGGGAAAGACUGCAUUUUCACAGAGAUAGUGCUGGAGAAUAACUACACAGCUCUCCAGAAUGUAAAGUAUGAGGGCUGGUACAUGGCAUUUACACGCAAAGGAAGACCUCGCAAGGGCUCCAAAACCAGGCAACACCAGCGGGAAGUGCACUUCAUGAAGCGAAUGCCCAAAGGACACCACAUCGCAGAGCACAGACCCUUUGAUUUCAUCAACUACCCUUUCAACAGACGGACUAAACGAACCCGUUACUCAGGAGAGCGCUGAAGAGUAAUGCAGGAGAAAAAAGGGGGACAGUGAGUGAGAGAGAGAAAAUACCGUCUCUGAUAAUGAACAGAAUCCUCUUAUGGACUCCAAAAAUGAUUUUUGUACUGAGCAUUAAUAUACCUAACAUAUAGUUUUUAAAAAAUAAUUUUCUAGAAAAGAAAAACACACUCUGGAAAAAAAAAUACAAUGGAAAAAGCUCUAUUUUUGUACUCCAGACUUUUAGUACUGACUUGUGUAAAAAUGUUAGGAAAGUGAAGCACAUGGCUUGAGAUACCUGUGAGAUGUCAGAACUGACAUUUUAGUAGUGUGUGGACUUCACCGUCUCAUUGUUUCAUUUUGUUUUGUCAGUUUUAGAGUAAUUUAUACUCUUCAUAUUGCUGCUCAUGGGGACUUGGAGGGCCUGAGAGAAUGCACUGACAAAAAAAAAAAAAAUGCUGUAUUGAGUUACAGGUACAGCCAAGGCACCUCUCGACCACCCAGUGAUAAGACACCCAGCUCAUCUGAGUAACCUCUGUGGCUCUUGGUUCUGGAUUGUCCUUGAGAUAGCCACAGUUAAAGCAAACACAGCUUUAAAUCCAUAUAUAAUUGUGGCAGCUACAUUUUGAUAAUCAACACAUUUCCUACUGUGGUUUUAACUGUUGAGGUGUUCAAGGUGUUUAAAUGCAUUGUAUGAAACGUAGGGAAAACGUUGUUCUUUGUGGCAUUGUGUCUGUCUGUUUUUAUACAUAUAUAAAUCUAUUUUUAUUUGAGGAUGUGUAAAAUAAUUUUAAUGAUGGAAAUAUUUAUUUAAAAAUGUGUAAUAAAUUUACCUUAGGAUACCA
Molecule: messenger RNA, 2274 nt
Organism: Ictalurus punctatus (channel catfish)
Lineage: Eukaryota; Metazoa; Chordata; Actinopteri; Siluriformes; Ictaluridae
Gene: fgf8a
Product: fibroblast growth factor 8a
Exons: 5
Coding region: 821-1453 (210 amino acids)
Biological process (GO): regulation of cell migration; positive regulation of gene expression; positive regulation of protein phosphorylation
Cellular component (GO): cytoplasm
Molecular function (GO): growth factor activity; type 1 fibroblast growth factor receptor binding; type 2 fibroblast growth factor receptor binding
Source: RefSeq, a predicted model, not a curated record